Molecule: messenger RNA, 839 nt
Organism: Moneuplotes crassus
Lineage: Eukaryota; Ciliophora; Spirotrichea; Euplotida; Euplotidae
Source: the annotation of a GenBank genome assembly
UAUUAUUGAAAUUAACCUCCCAAAUACUCAUGAAUCAACCCACUGUGAAACUGGUGACUGAGAUUACUGACUUGGCUAAAAUUGACAGUUAUGAAAAUUACCUACACCCUGAUAAUAUCUUUGCAAGCUUAGCAGAACAGAGCUUAGAGAAAAGGAUUUCGAAUUUCUGGCAUAAAGAGAGAUAUUGUAAUUCAGAGAGAUCAUCAAGUACAUUAAGUGCAUUAAGAAGGGAGUCUUAUUGACGAGAAUUGAAGAAGUUACAAAUAUUUCCAAUAAAAGAUCUUCACUUACUCAAAAGCCAAACUCGGGCUGAAUCUAAGAAAAUCUGAGAAAUCACCAAUGCUGUAAAAUAUUCACAAAGAUUGAGAGUGGUAAAAACAUCCUCUUCUCCGAUUCCCUCAAAUAGCCGAAGAGAUGUAGCCUAUAAAUCAGCCUUAAGAUUAGUAAAACGGUAUUUCAAGAAUACAUACAAGAAUCACAUACUUGACAUCAGUGAGAAAAGGCAAAAGACACUCUCUAUUGAUGCUGUCUGCACAAUGAUGCAUAAUAUCCUCUCUUCAUUGAUUCCUUAUGAAUUUUUGACUAUGGAUUUGGCCUAUUAUACAAUUGGAAUAACUGGCAUCAGAAAUACAUCAGCACUCCCAUGAAGUUCGUUGAUACAGAAUGAAAUCUCUUCUUUCCAGGUCUGAGCUAGUACUUUCUCACAACAGAAAUUCCUAAGAGCUUUGGACUCAGAAAGCUUAAUAACUUUGUGCUGCUACAUCACUCAAAAAUCUAAUGAUCCAAGACUAAGCGUGUUGAGGAAUGAAGUUUCUAGAAUCAGAGGAGAAGCUAAUUAA